Molecule: messenger RNA, 1752 nt
Organism: Phoenix dactylifera (date palm)
Lineage: Eukaryota; Viridiplantae; Streptophyta; Magnoliopsida; Arecales; Arecaceae
Biological process (GO): negative regulation of abscisic acid-activated signaling pathway
Source: RefSeq, a predicted model, not a curated record
ACUAAGAUAAAUGUCACCUUAGACACAUAUAUUGUGGUGACUUUCCUAGUUUCCUUGUUCCAAAGAUCCAUAUAAUUUGGUACACAAGGAAAGUGGUAACGAGGAGAGAAAGAAGAGAGAAAGAGAGAAGGGAGAAAACUAGCUAAGAGAUUAAAAGCUGUGCAAGUUUCCUUGUAAGAGCCUCCCUUGCCACCAUUCUUUGUCCUCCUGAUUUAUGCGAAACCACGCGAAUCAUCUCGGUUGAUAGCAAUAAGAUCCUUGCCAUCUCAUGCCUUCUCCCCCUCUUCUUAUAAACAGAGGAGGGAUCUCCAAGGGGCAAACACAUCUAUCUCCCAUGCAAGCCAGCCUCAUGUCGAACCACAGCAACAUGGAGGAAGAGAAAGGGAGAGAGGAGAAGGAAGAAGAAGGAGAUGGAGAGAGACAAGAGAUCAUGUUGGUGGAUUUGGAAUCCGAUGAUAAGGAUGAUGGGGAGGGAUCGACGCCGGUGCCGCCAGUGCUCGAGCUUAAUCUUUUGGAAUCAUUUGGUAGCUCGGUGGAGGCUGAGCAGCCGGCGGCGGUGCUGAAGAGUACGUCGGAGCCAAAAGUGUUCUCGUGCAACUACUGCCAGAGGAAGUUCUACAGCUCGCAGGCGCUCGGCGGCCACCAGAACGCGCACAAGCGCGAGCGCACCCUCGCCAAGCGCGUUGCCGGCAACCUCCAGGGAGGGUUCGUCGGCGACCAUGCAGGCCGCGGCGGCGGCGGCGGAGGCGGAGGAGGAGGACCCCACUACCGCUUCCCGCCGAGCAUGGCGUCGCUGCCCCUCCACGGGUCGUACCCCGGGAGCCCUCUCGGCAUCCAGAUGCACUCCAUGGUCCACAAGCCGUACAUCGGGACGACGACGACGAUGACGACGACGACAUCGAUGGCCGCGGCCGGAUUGCUCUAUGGGAGGCAAGGGGCGUGGUCGAGGCCUCCAUCGAUCGUCAGCCGCCAGCCGGCGAUUGGAAGGCUGUUAACCGAGGAUUUUUAUGGUGCCGCCAGAGCCCCGGCGGCGAGGUUCGAUGAGUCAGCAGGACCGGCGGUUGGAGGUUUCCGGUGGACUGGUGGUGCCGGUGGCGCAGCCGGUGUCAAUCAUUUGAACGUUAGACAGGACGAGCUGCCCCAGCUUGACUUGUCUCUCAAGCUCUAGAGUAUUUCUUUAGUACUUGGUAGCUUAAUUACAAAGAGUAGCUUAAUUACAAAGAGUCCCCUUGCAAGGUUGGGAUCCUCUGCGGUGCAUAUUUUGGACUGCUAAAAAGUAAUACAUCUAUGGAUAGCUGCUACAUCAUCCAUUUUUGGAAUUGACGGUUGCUAUUUAUCUGUAGAAUCAAACAUGGUAUAUUUGGUCGCAAAUACGUAGCAAUCCAUGUUAAUCAACAUCCAUCCAUUUUCAAGAUGAAUUAUUUGGUAGCUAGCUAUCCAAAACUAUACAGUCCUCUACAGUACAAAAUACACGCCGCCGAGAAUUCAAGACAUGGAACUUGUAUGGAGUUUGGCUUCUCUUUCCAUUGGUUUUCUCCCUUUUUAUCCAUCAAUUGCCUUUUGAUUUAUGAGUAAAUGGUGAGUUCUUGAUGUUGAAUUGGAUGUCCCUUUACCUUUCGUUGGUCAUUCUGAGACCAGGUUAGCAAUCAUAAAAGAAUGUGAAUUUAUUGCAUUUAUCUAUGUACCUUCUGUAUUCUAUAUACCUUCUGUUGAUCAAUAAUUUAUAUAAAAUAAUAGUCAAGUAUCUAAUAA